AUGGAGAGUGAGGAGGGCGCCACAGUGUGUGAGUGUGACCACGCCCACCAAGAAGAAGCAGCGGCGGCGGCGGCCAUGAAGGAAGCAGGAGGAGGGGGAAAGAGGAGGAGGAAGCAGCAGAGGAAGGGAGGGGACGGCGGCGGAGGGAGGAAGAAGUACGCGCUGGUGAGCUACCACGAGCUGCCGGAGUACAUGAAGGAGAACGAGUUCAUCCUCAACUACUACCGCUCCGAGUGGCCCAUCCUCAAUGCCGUGCUCAGCCUCUUCUCCUGGCACAACGAGACCAUCAACAUCUGGACGCACCUUCUUGGGUUCAUGCUGUUCUUUGGCCUCACCCUGGUGCAUCUCGGCCAGUACUUCCCCCAGGUGGCUGAUCUGAUUGGGCACCUCUCCUGGCCAAUCUCAAAGGUUGCUGAAAAUGUCUCCAGCAAUAUUGGAGAUGUCCUAUCAGGCGCGGCCAUGUUCAUCCAGACGAACCCGACGCUGGUCUCCUACGGCGUGGCGGUGACGUCCCAGACGACGCGGUGGCCCUUCUUCGUGUUCCUGGCGGGCGCCAUGUUCUGCCUGCUGAGCAGCAGCGCGUGCCACCUGCUGUCUUGCCACUCGCACCGUCUGAACCUGUUCCUGAUCCGCCUCGACUACACGGGCAUCGCGGUGAUGAUCGUGGUGUCCUUCUUCCCGCCCAUCUACUACAUCUUCCAGUGCGAGCCGCACUGGCAGGUGGUGUACCUGUCGGCGAUCACGGCGGCGGGCAUGGGCACGGUGUAUGCGCUCAUGUCCCCGCGCCUCAGCGCGGCGCGGUACCGCGCCCACCGCGCGCUGCUGUUCGUCGGGAUGGGCCUGUCGGGCGUGGUGCCCGCCGUGCACGCGGUCGCCGUGAACUGGCACGAGCCCUGCCGGAACGUGACGCUGGCCUACGAGGGCGCCAUGGCCGCGUCGUACCUCGUCGGCACCGCGUUCUACCUCACCCGGGUGCCCGAGCGGUGGAGGCCCGGCGCGUUCGACCUCGCCGGGCAUAGUCACCAGAUCUUCCACGCGCUCGUCAUCGCCGGCGCGCUCGCGCACUACGGCGCCGCCAUCGUGUUCCUCAAGGCCCGCGACGAGAUGGGGUGCCCAGCCAGUUAG
Miscanthus lutarioriparius is the source of this 1125-nucleotide messenger RNA. The record is from the annotation of a GenBank genome assembly. Lineage: Eukaryota; Viridiplantae; Streptophyta; Magnoliopsida; Poales; Poaceae.